This is a messenger RNA of Maudiozyma saulgeensis, 3543 nucleotides long. The record is from the annotation of a GenBank genome assembly. NCBI's taxonomy places the organism in Eukaryota, Fungi, Ascomycota, Saccharomycetes, Saccharomycetales, Saccharomycetaceae.
AUGUCACCCAAUAGGAAUACUGCAGAGCAAAUGAGUAUAAAAAGUAAUGAUAAAACAGGUGAAAAGAAUAAGAAGGAGGGAGACAUUAUUUCAAAAACUAGACAGAAACAAAGUUCCUCGAAUUCGAACAAUGGACUAAAAAAAGUGAGUCCCAACAAAAAUAUAGCUCCAAUUCAGAAAGUUAUCCCAGAUGCAUCAUAUGUUGGUUGGCAACAAAUUAGUGGUUGGGAAGAAAAAGACCUCUUAACUCCCGAAGAUGAACUAUUAGAUUUGAAUACAGAGACAAUUCUAGAUAACGUUAUUCCAGAUAAAUUUUAUGGUGAUUGGUAUCAUUUUGUAGGAAUCUUUGGACUAGGAGGGUUUUUAUCCUUUUUCUUUGGCUACUUUAAGUUUUCAUUAGCUCCGGUUUUUAUAGUCAUGGUGAGUUUAGCAUUAUAUGCAAGAACGAAUUCAAAAAAAUAUAGACAAUCUAUUAGAAACCUGAUAGAGAAAGAAUUCGCUGUAGAUAAAAUUGAGAACGACUACGAAACGUUAGAAUGGUUAAAUACCUUUUUAGAUACAUACUGGCCUAUUAUCGAACCAACAGUAUCACAGGAUGUCGUUAGACAAGUUAAUAAGGUGCUAUCUGAUAACCCUGCAAUUCCAUCCAUUAUUAAGGAUUUAUGGAUUGAUUCUUUUUCUCUAGGUGUUAAACCACCUCGUAUCGAGAGAGUAAAAACAUUGUCGAACACAUCUCCGGCUGUAGCUGUUAUGGAUUGGACUGUAUCAUUCACACCUCAUGAUCUAUCAGAUAUGGAUAUUAAGAGACUUAAGAAUUAUGUUAACCAAGUGGUUAUAGUAAAGGCAAAAUUACUGGGUAUUAAACUGGAGGUUGCCGUUUCAGAGAUUGCUUUCAAAGUGGAUGUUAGAUUAAAAUUUCAAUUAAUGUCAGAUUUUCCUCACAUCGAUACAGUUAAUGUUCAAUUAUUAACUGUACCAGAUAUCGAUUUUGUUGCGCGCUUAUUCACCAACAGUAUCUUUAGCUGGGAAGUGCUUGCGAUACCAGGUCUUUACACAAUGGUCCAGUUCUUAGCUAAAAAAUACUUGGGACCAGUUCUUUUACCACCGUUUUCUUUACAAUUGAACAUUCCUCAGUUAUUAAAUAAAUCAAACUUAUCCGUGGGUGUAUUGGAAAUUGAUGUUAAAAAGGCUAAGAAUUUAAGACUACCUUCAUCAGUGUUCUUUUCUACGAAUCUAUAUAUUCAAUUUAAAAUUGGUCAUAAGAACGUGGCUAGAACUAGAGUGGCUACGGAUUUCCAACACCCAGAAUGGAAUGAAAAAUUGCAUAUCUUACUUCCAUCUUUUAACGAACCCCUUAACGUUUCUAUCGUGACUGAACGUAAAAAUAUCAAGGAUAAGGUGCUAGCAUCUUUUGAUUAUGAUUUAAACAAACUGAGUCAUGAAAACAUACAGAUGAAUUUGUCUCAAAAGUUCCUGAAUAGUUUAAAGCCUGCUGGUAUUCUAGACUUUAAUGCUAAAUUCUAUCCAGCAAUUGAGAAAAAAAUUCUACCUGAUGGCAGUGUUGAAGAGUUACCUGACCUGAAUACUGGUUUGGCUAAGAUUUGUAUUAAAGCUUGUAGAGGUAUCGAUGACGAUAUAACUAAGAAAGUUUCAGCUUAUGCUGAACUCUAUAUUAAUGCAAAACUCGAAUUAACAACUUCUAAAUGUUCAAAUGCCAACAUUCUUGAAUGGAACGCCGAACACGAAUUGCUUGUUAGAAAUCGCCAUACUUUACGUUGUAAAAUAGUAUUAAAAGACAGGAAAGGAAAAGAAAUAGGCUCAACGGUCCAAUCCUUAAAUGAUCUAAUAGAUAGACAAAAUAUUGAAAAGACAUGGAUUCCAUUGAAAGGUACCAAAACAGAAAUUUGUGUAUCUACAUUCUGGAAACCAGUUCAAUUUGAUGAAGAAUCAAGUGCUCUUAUUUAUAAUGCACCAAUUGGCACGGUUAGAGUAUUCGUAAAUAAGGCCAAUUUUGUUAGUAAGACAACAGCAAAAAACCCAUACAUUAGAGUUCUUGUUAACGGAAUAACUAAAGACAGAACUAAUGAUGCUACAGACAUAAAAAGAUGCUGUUGGAAUGAGUCAAUGUACGUUACCGUUUCAUCUCCAAAUCAAAAGAUUUCAUUAGAAUGUAUGGAAGUGACAGAGACCGGACAUCACAAGUCAGUUGGUAAAUUUGAUGUGCCUAUUCAGGAUAUGUUCGAUAAAGAUGAUUCUGAUAGAUAUAUAGAAAAGAUCGAAGAUAAGAAAAGAGUUGGUAAACUCGUAAAAACCAAUAUAACAACGGCGGAAUUAACAUAUUAUGUGGCAUUCUAUCCAACAUUACCAGUUUUGACAAUGGAGGAGUUGAAUGAGCUAGACAUUCUACACGAAAGAAAGAAAAAACUUGAGACCCUAAAACUAAAGAGUAUAGAGACAGGGUCAUAUACAUCCGAAGAGAAGAAAACUAUAGACACCGCAGAAUUAGAAAUAAAGGAUAGCGAAGAUAUGUACAGUAAUAAAAUGAAGCUAGAUAUCGACGAGCUUUUACAAUACAACUCUGGUGUAAUAGCUAUAACCGUUCUUGAUGGUGAAGUAUCACAACCAGGUCUAUAUGUUCAAACAUUUUUCGAUGGUUCAGGACAUUCUAGAUAUACCUCAUCAAGAAUUGCUAUUAGAACAAUACAGACUGGUUGGAUCUUGGACGCAAUGAUCAGUGAGUUAGAAUGGUCCGUUACAACAUUUAGGGUUACAAAAUGGAGGAACUCAAACAAAGCAGAUGACUGCAUAUGUGAGCUCGCAAUACCGACGAUUGAAUUAAUAAAGAAUUGUUAUAAGAAUCCAUCUAUUCUUGCGUUAACUGGUAAGUCAACUGCCAAACUCACUGUCAGAGUAUCUUGGUUCCCUACCAAUGCUACUAAGUUACCGUUAUCUGACUUAAUUACAAACAGUGGUGAUAUGUCAGUUACAGUUUCUGGAGCUGAUGGCUUAGAUGCAGGAGAUAGUAGCGGCCGUUCUGAUCCAUAUGUUAAACUUUACUUAAAUAAUGCUGAGGAACCAUUCCUGGAAACAAAACACAAGAAGAGAACAAGAUCUCCUGUUUGGGAUGAAACUGCCAAGAUCAUAGUGAAUAAUAGAGUAAAUGACCAUCUACACAUAGAUGUGUUGGAUUAUGAAAGUUCCAAUAAAAGCAAGAUUCUUGGACAAGCUGUUAUAUCAUUAUCCGAAGUUGAUCCAGAUGAAGUAACAACCCUGGACGUCCCAUUGGUUACCUCCUCUGGUAAUGAAGGAGGAGUUAUACAUUUAGAUUUUUCAUUCUCCCCUAGAUAUACAUUAAAUGUUACUAAACAAACUAUUAAAAAUAACAAUGGAGAAAUUCCAGGUCUCGAUUUUAUUCCAGGUCUCAAAGUGGGUACUUCAGCUGUCAAUGCAGGUGUGAGCACUCUGGGUGUCAUUAGUAAGAGUUUUGGUGGUGGUAAGAUGACAUCUAAUAAAAGGACUAAAAAAAUUGAAGAGGAAGAUUGA